Messenger RNA from Alligator mississippiensis (American alligator), 7404 nucleotides. RefSeq names its product zinc finger protein 311-like. NCBI's taxonomy places the organism in Eukaryota, Metazoa, Chordata, Crocodylia, Alligatoridae. Gene Ontology annotation, biological process: regulation of DNA-templated transcription. The record is from RefSeq and is a predicted model, not a curated record. The transcript has 8 exons. The coding region runs from base 356 to 1708 and encodes 450 amino acids.
AGAGACCGCGGCUUGAGCCGGGGCGCAAGGAAGAAGGGAGCGAGGGAGGCCGAGGCGCGGGGAGCCCAGGCUGGGGGAGCUCCCGCAGGGAUGCCGGCGCCCAACUGGGCUGUGCGGGCGCGGGCGCGCAGGAGGAGAUGCCCCGCUGCCGUGAGCAGAUGCCAGGCGGGGGAGCUGCGCCCCACUUCCCGGGGGCGGCCACAACAGCCUCGCUCCUCGUGCCCGCCUGCACGGGCGCGGGGGCUUCGCAUCAGGGAGGCAAAUGUAGCCAGGAGCCCGGACGCUGCCAACUGGUCCCGUGUGUGACGGGCGGGAGAGCAAGAGCGCAGGCCCAGGCUGGGGUGAGGCAGACAAGAUGACUGCUGAGCUGGAGCCGGCUCCAAGCUUAGUGCUCCCCUUCCCAGCACUGGUGCAUCCUCUGGCGACGAUGGAGGAGCAGGAGCCAGCUGGCCCUGAGCCCAGGGCAGGACCGGAGGGAGGAGGGAAAGUCCCUCGUGUUGUCCAGGCUGGGACAGGUAGAGUAUCCCCAAGGUGGUUGACACCACAACAGAUCAAGCAGGAGCCGCUGGAGGAGCCUGUCCAGCGCUGGCAGGUCACAGUGCACAGGCAGCUUGAAGAUGUGGCCUUGGACAUGGAGGGACCUGGGGCACUGAGGGAACCUCUCUGCUCCUGGCUGGAGUGGGCGCAGACCCAUCCUGGGCAUGUGCCGCUGGAGGAGGCAGGAUGGCGUGAAACCCCAGGGCCCCAGGAGGAGCUGCCUUGUGUCCCCAAAGAGGAGCCCCCAUUCUACCAGGAGCCAGAUUCCCCCGACACAGAGGAGACUUGGGACUCAUCAGCAGAUGAAAGCCCCUUGGGCUGCUUCCCCAGACGAGGCUGUUUGCUAGGAGCAGCAGGUUCAGGGACCCUGAGCACAGCUGAGGAACGACCUCUUGAGGAAGGGCCUGUCACCCUGGAGCUGCUGGGGCCAUCCCCAGGAAGAUCAGGGGAGAGGAGACUCCCGACAACUGUGCCAGGCCAAGUGCAUCAGAAGCAGGGCAGGCACCCACAGCAGAGAGAGAACGUGGCCGUGAGCAAGCUCCCGGAGGCCUUUGAGGACGUGGCCGUGUAUUUCACGCGGAAGGAGUGGGAGCUGCUGGAAGCUGAAGACAAGGGGCUUUACCGGGACCAGAUGCUGAGGAAUUACCAAGCCCUCGUUUCCCUGGGGUAUCGAGGUCCUACACCAGAUUUAAUCUGCCGCAUCCAGCGAGGAGAGAUGGAGCUAUGGGUCAGUGAUGAUGAGGAAGCCGGAGAAAGCUCGUUGUCUGAGGACUUGUCUCCAGAAUCCGCUGCUAGAUGCAGGGGCAAAUCACCUGGUGGUUGGGAAAAUGGGGCCUCAGGAACACCUGCAGCUUCAGCAGCUGUGCUCCACGUGCACCAGCUCCGUCAGUGCCAAAACCAGGAUCCGACGGUUGUCUUCGAGCGGCUGGUCACUAUCUCCGAGGAGCACCUUGAGGAAACUCGGACCUGGCACCGCCACUGGCUCCACGAGUUCCGCGAGAUGUGGCAGGGCAUGGAGCAGUCAGACUGCGAGGAUCGUGAGGCAUGGCGAGCAGAAAGUGAGGUGUACCACGCUGUCCUGCAGAAGCUGGUGGAGGCCCAGGAGAAGCAGCGUGAUAUGGUGCGACGGGCGGUGGCUGCUGCCAAGGACAACCAGUGCGUGCGUCACUGACUGUGCUGGCCCUGGUGGUAUUUGGCACCACACCCAGUGUCCAGGCCUUGGUCCCGGCCCCAGCUGGUCCCUGACAGGCACCCAUGGGCCUGCCUCAGACCCCCCCCACUCCCAGUGACUGUAGCAGCAGGUGCAGUGCCAUGUGGCAGCAGGUGCAUCCUGUUCCCCCAGCCCCCCCGUUUCACCUGCCAUCUGCCCUUUGACCCCGCUCCAUGCAGUCCCUGAGGGAGCUGCCCAUGGUAGGGCCGGCUCCCUACGCGGGCCCUGCUGGCCCUGGCCCAAUGGAGGAGGAGGGGGAGUGGGCUGGGCGGGAUGGACAGAACCCACCCUCACCCCCAGGUCAGCCCCCAGCCUGCCAGGCUCACCAUGGUGCCCAAACCCAAGGUGCUGGUGGCCGAUGCUGAGGUGCCACAUGCCUCCCUCUGGGCUCUGCCGUAGGUGCCUCCUCCCCACUGUUCCCCAGAAGAGUUGUAAAUAGACACCUGGGGAUGAGGGUAUUUUAUUGGUGGUAUGCAUUAGGGUUCGGGGGAGGUAAGGUAUGCAUUGGGGCUGUUGGAAGGGAGACAAGGAGGGGUCUUUUGGGAGGCAGAGAGGGGUUUAUUGGCGUGUUGGGGAUAGAAAUAAAGUUUGGGGUUCAUUGAAAACUCAGUGUGCGUGUUUUUGCUGUUGCACUGUGGGCCAGGGGUUUGUGGGUGGUUGCCCUGCCGCCCUUCUGCAGAGGGUGGUGGAGGAGGUGGCCUGCGAGUGCCUCAGAUAUGGUGUCCUGGCUGCUGCUGCUGGGUGGAAGGUGAGGAGCAUCCAUGGUGUGUUAGGCACAGGUCCUUGGGACAGCAUCCUGGAGGGCUGUGUCAGCUGGCUGCAGACUGCUCGGGGCCAAAGAAGAAUUUGGCUGGGGAACAAAGCACAGUGCACCCUUUCAAAGAGUGGGGCUGGCAGCCAGGUGGCUGUGGCUGUCUGGCCAUAGCUUGGAGCUGCCCCUGGCUGCUGCAGUGGGGAAGAGCAGGGAAGGAUCAUGCCCAGUACAUUCCUCAAGCUCUUUGCCAACCAGGUAAUGGUAAUGGGAGCAGGAUUGUGAGGUCUGGAAGCUCCAAGUAAUACACUGACAUGAAGGUGGCAGUUACAAGAUGGUCGUCUAGCACUUGGAUGAGACAGGAGUGCAAUUCAGUAGCUGUAACUGAGACUGAGUGGCCCUCUUCAGGACCUGCUUUGCUCACCCCUCAUGGGGAGGGAGCUGGAAAAGGUGCUUUAAACGUAGCCUGUCUAAUACAGCAUUCUGUAUUUCUUCCUGACUGGAUAACUAUGUCCAGUGGGAUCACCUUUACUGAGGUUGAAAAUACCAGCAAAGACACACCAUUACUUUUGGGACCUGGAACAUCAGGACCCUCUUGGACAACCCUAGCAGUGAAUGCCUAGAGUGCCGCACUGCAAUCGUGGUCUGAGAACUCAGGUGACACAACACUGAUGUAGCUGCACUGAGCGAGCAGGAGAUGGGCAGCUCAAAGGACAUAGAGGUGGCUAUAUCUUCUUCUGGACAGGUAAAAAAGGAGGAGAACGCCAACUUCAUGGAGUUGGUUUUGACAUUAAGAAUGUACUCAUAAAACAACACAUUGAGUUUAAUUUUGGAAUUAGUGAACGCUGUAUGACUCUCCAUUUUAACCUAGCAGGGAGUCACUAUGCCACUGUCAUCAGCAUGUAUGCCCUGACUUGAUGCCACUGACAAAACCAAGGAGGAAUUCUGCACCAACCUUGACCAAGUCCUUUCUGAUGUUCCAGGGGGAGGCGGUGUUAUUUUUUUCAGUGAUUUCAACGUGAGUCGGAAGAGACUCUCGCCUCUGGAAUGGAACCACUGGCAAAGGAGUAGGAACGGCAUCCUCCUCUUGACCAAAUGCACAGAACAUGGAUCAUCUUCACCAACACCUUGUUCCACCAGAAAAACAGGAACAACACAUCAUGGCAACACCUACGAUCUAAGCAUUGGCACCUGACUGACUAUGUCAUUGUCUGUGUCAGGGAUCGCAAAGAUGUCUGCAUCACCCGUGCUAUGCUAGGAGCUGAUGAUUGCUGGACUGAUUGCUGAUUCAUCCGCUUGGUUAUGUCAUUCAAACUGGCUCCCAAACAAUGGCUGCAGUAGAAGUAAUACUGACAGAAGAUCAGUGUUGAUCCAGCCAGCCACCCCACAUGGAAACACGUCUGAGCUGCAGUGAAGUCUGUCAACCUGGAUUGGCCUCGUCAGCCAUCUUUGGACCCGCAGAUAAGACAGCCAUGGAAGACAAUCAUCCUCAUCUGUGAGGGAUUGCUGAAGAGUAGGCUGUUUGUGGACUAAGAUCAAAAGUAGUGCUAGUAUUGCUAUUGAUGUGUUGUUGUUAUUAUUUUUAGAAGAUAAGAACUGCCACGUACUAGGCCAGACCAUAGGUCCAUCUUGUCCAGUCUCCUUUGUCAUGCAGCAACAGAGAGCACAUACUGAAAGGAGAGUGAACUGGGUCCUACCAGGGCUUUCUCUACUGUUCCUCUCCCACUUGCAGCCUCCAGCAUUUGGGGUCUAGGAAGUUCUGCCCCUCACUCGUCUUCAGCUGCUACUGAUGCCCCUUUCUGUCAAGACUGUGUCCAAUCCCUGUUUGAAUUUGGCUUAACUCUCAGCUUCCAACACAUCUGGUUGCAAAAUGUCCUUUAAGGACACACUGGGUGAAAAGAAAAUAUUUUCAUUUUAAAUUUACUAGCUAAUCAUUUCAUGUUGUGAUCCCUAGUUCUUGUACUGGGAGAGAGAAUAAACAAUAAAUCCCUUCUAGCUUUCCCUUCACCAUCCAAUAUUUUGUAAGCCCUUCUCAUGUCCUCCCUCAAGUGUCCUUUUUCUAAACUGAGCAGGCCUGGCCUCGGUCUUUUAUCACAUGGAAGCCCCUCCAUACCACUCAUCAUCCUUUUUGUCCUUCUCUGGACCUUCUCUAGUUGUCAUCUAUCCUUGUUGAUAUAUGGGGACCAGAACUAGACACCAUAUUCAAGGUAUGGAUGCACCAUGGAUUUAUAAAGAGGCAACAUAGGCCACCAGAUCAGGAGGAUCUGGUAGUAGAUGAGGUUGUCUUCAAACAACUAGCAGAAGUUUCUUGAUUGCAGGCCAUAGUUCUCACAGGGGACUUCAAUCACCAUGACACCUGCUGGGAGGGUAAUACAGCAGUGCACAGGCAAUCCAGGAAGUUUUUGGAGAGUGUUGGGCACAACUUCCUGGCGCAACUGCUAGAGCGGCCAACUAGGGGCCCUGCUCUUCUUGACCUGCUGCUCACAAACACGGAAGAACUGGUGGGGAAUGUGUUAGUUGAUGGCAACUUGGGAAGCAGUGACCAUGCAAUGAUUGAGUUCAGGAUCCUGAGGAAAGGAAGGAUGGAGAGCAGCAAAGAAGAGUAUGGAGGAGUAAGGAAGGAUGGAGCAACACAGAAAGGAUAAAGAGUAAAGACCCUAGACCUCAGAAAAUUAGACUUCGAUUCACUCAGGGAUCUCAUGGGCAGGAUCCUCUGGGAAGCCAGAUUGAGGGGGAAAGGAGUCCAAGACAGCUGGCUAUACUUCAAAGAAAUCUUACCGAGAGUGCAGGAGCAAACCAUCCUGAUGUGCAGCAAGACUAGCAAGUAUGGCAGAAGACCAGCUUGGCUUAGCAGGGAACGUUCAGUAAACUAAAUCACAAAAAGGCAGCUUAUAAGAAGUGGAAACUUGAACAAAUAACUAGGAAAGAGUAUAAGAAAAUUGCUCGGGCAUGCAGGGAUGAUGUCAGGAAGGCCAAAGUGCAAUUGGGGUUGCAGCUAGCAAGGAUUGUGAAGGGUAACAAGAAGGGUUUCUACUGGUAUGUCGGAAGCAAGAAGAGGAUCAGGGACAGUGUGGGUCCCUUACUGAAUGGGGGAGGCAACCUUGUGACAGAGGAUGCUGAAGAGGCUGAAGUGCUCAAUGUCUUUUUUGCCUCUGUCCUCACAGGCUAGGUCAGCUCCAGGCACCAGGCAGCACAGUUUGGGGAGGAGGUGAGCAGCCCUCAGUGGUGAAAGAACAGGUUAGGGACUAGUUAGAAAAGCUGGAUGUGUACAAGUCCAUGGGGCCAGAUGCGAUGCACCUGAGGGUGCUGAGGAAGUUGGCUGAUGUGACUGCAGAGCCAUCAUCUUAAAAACUCAUGGUGAUCAGGAAAGAUCCCAGAUGACUGGAAAAAGGCAAACAUAGUGCCUAUAUUUGAGAAAGGGAAAAAGAAGGAUCCAGGGAACUACAGACCAGUUGGCUUCACCUCAGUCCCUGGAAAAAUCAUGGAGCAGAUCCUCAAGGAAUUAAUUUCUAAGCACUUAGAGGAAAAAAUGGUGAUUAGGAACAGUCAGCAUGGAUUCGUCAGGGACAACUCAUGCCUGACCAACCUGAUUACCUUCUAUGAUGAGGUGACCAGCUCUGUGGAUGCGAAGACCAGUGGAUGUGGUGUACCUUGAUUUUAGCAAAGCUUUUCAAACAGACUCCCACAGCAUUCUUGCAGACAAGCUAAGGAAGUAUGGGCUGGAUGAAUGGACUGUAAGGAGGAUAGAAAACUGGCAUCAGGCUCAGAGAGUAGUAAUCAAUGGCUCCAUGUCCAUUUGGCAGCUGGUAUCAAGUGGAGUGCCCCAGGGGUUGGUCCUGGGGCCGUUUUUUUUUCAAUGUCUCCAUCAAUGACCUGGAAGGUGGCAUAGAGUGCACCCUCAGCAAGUUUGCAGAUACCACCAAGCUGGGAGGAGUAGUAGAUAUGCUGGAGGAUAGAGCUAGGAUUCAGAGUGACUUGGACAAAUUGGAGGACUGGGCAAAAAGGAAUCCCAUGAGGUUCAACAAGGACAAGUGCAGAGUCCUGCAUUUAGGACAGAACAAUCCCAUGCACUGGUGCAGGCUGGGGCUGCCUGGCUGGGCAGCAGAUCUGCAGAAAAGGACCUGGGGGUUACAGUGGACAAUAAGGUGAAUGUGAUCCAGCAGUGUGCCCUUGUUGCCAGGAAGGCUAAUGGCAUCCUGGGCUGCAUUGGUGCAUGUAUUGCCAAUAGGUCAAGGGAAGUGAUUCUUCCCCUCUAUUCAGCACUGGGGAGGCCACAUCUGGAGUACUGUGUCCAGUUUUGGCCCCCCACUACAGAAAGGAUGUGGAGAAAUUGCAGGGAGCCCAGCGGAGGGCAACAAAAAUGGUGAGGGGCCUGGGGCACAUGACUUGUGAGGAGAGGCUGUGGGAACUGGACUUGUUUAGCCUGAAGAGGAGACUGACGGGAUUUAAUAGUAGCCUUCAACUCUCUGCAGGGGGGGUUGCAAAGAAGAUGGAGCUGGCCUGUUCUCAGUGGUGGCAGGUGACAGAACAAGGAGCAAUGGGCCCAAGUUGCAGCCAGGGAAGUUUAGGUUAGAUAUUAGGAAGAAUUUUCUCACUAGGAGGCUAGCAAAACACCAGAACAGGUCCCCCAGAGAGGUGGUGGAGGCUCUGUCCUUGGAGGUUUUCAAAACCCGGCUAGACAAAGCCCUGGCUGGGAUGAUGUAGUUGGGGAUGGUCCUGCUUUGAACAGGGGGUUGGACUAGAUGUGACCGCCUGAGCUCCCUUCCAGCCCUCAUUUCCUGUGAUUCCACAAACAUGAUUCUCUCUGGUUUGUUUAUAGUUCUCUUCAUCUUCCUGAAAAUGUGCUUUGUCUUCUUUAUGUCUGCUGAGCCCUGAGCUGAUGUUUUAAAUAAACUGUCCGCAACGA